This is a messenger RNA of Effrenium voratum, 549 nucleotides long. The record is from the annotation of a GenBank genome assembly. NCBI's taxonomy places the organism in Eukaryota, Dinophyceae, Suessiales, Symbiodiniaceae.
AUGGCUUCUAAGCAGGCAAAAGCUGCGGCAGUGGCCUGUGCCGGUUUGGGAGGCAUCAGCUUCGCAGUUCCGUCACUUCGUUCAAGCGAGCUCAGCGCACUUGGUGCGCGGGGAGCGCACGCUGCGCAGGGAGCCGAAGCGGCGGCCGGCGGUGCAGGCGCCUUCACGGUGGGCGCGGCCACCGCCGUGGCGGCGGCGUCCGCGCGCCGGAAGCCGCGAGCCAGGAUCGCUGCCCGGGCGGAAGGAGUUGGAGCUCCGGGUGAGAAGGUGGUGGGCAUUGACCUGGGAACCACCAACUCUGCACUGGCUGCUGUGGAGGCGGGCACCCCCACCAUGAUCCCAAAUGCGGAGGGUGCGCGCACCACACCGAGCGUGGUGGCCUACUCGAAGGGUGGAGAGCUGCUGGUGGGGCAAAUCGCAAAGCGCCAGGCCGUGGUGAACCCUGAGAACACCUACUCGGUGAAGCGCUUUGUCGGCCGCCAGCCCAAUGAAGUGGAGGAGGAACUGAAAGAGGUGUCCUACAAAGUGCAGUUUGAAGGUCGAUCUUGA